CGCCGGCGGCGUCGGUUCCCCACCCGGAGCCUUUAGGGAGCAGCACCCGCCUGGCUCCGCCCAGGGAGGGAGAAGGUGGCUUGAAGGGCUGCAGAAAUGGCGACUCUGGCAGCUUCCCGUGUCGCCCUGCGUGGCCUGUCCAUUUGGAGGCCGCUCGCGGCGUCCGGCGCACCCGCUCGCUCGCUCCAUCAGACGCCCGUGACGGACAGCACAGACAGUUCUGCUCAGCUUCAGCAGAAGAGCGCCAGCACCGUCGUUCAGAAGAAGUCGUACCUUCCUAGCAGCCGGGGGGAGUACGUCAUCACCAAGCUAGACGACUUGGUCAAUUGGGCUCGGCGGAGCUCCUUGUGGCCAAUGACCUUCGGCUUGGCUUGCUGCGCCGUCGAGAUGAUGCACAUGGCUGCCCCCCGCUACGACAUGGACCGCUUCGGUGUAGUCUUCCGAGCCAGCCCCCGGCAAGCCGACGUCAUGAUCGUGGCAGGCACGCUCACCAACAAGAUGGCGCCCGCCCUCCGGAAGGUGUACGACCAGAUGCCUGAGCCACGCUAUGUAGUCUCCAUGGGGAGCUGUGCUAAUGGUGGCGGCUACUACCAUUACUCUUACUCAGUGGUUCGUGGCUGUGACCGGAUUGUGCCGGUAGACAUCUACGUCCCAGGUUGCCCCCCAACAGCCGAAGCUCUGCUCUACGGGAUCCUGCAACUGCAGCGCAAGAUCAAGCGGGAAAAACGACUCCAGAUUUGGUACCGGAAGUAGCUGGCGGGCCCGAAAACGACGGUGGCGCACGUGGUUUAGCGCAUUUUGCACACGGCUUUCUCUACAAGUUUGCAAUUAUAUAGAGAGAUAAACAGAGUACAUUGGU
Podarcis muralis (Common wall lizard) is the source of this 859-nucleotide messenger RNA. RefSeq names its product NADH:ubiquinone oxidoreductase core subunit S7 (gene NDUFS7). The record is from RefSeq and is a predicted model, not a curated record. Gene Ontology annotation, molecular function: quinone binding; NADH dehydrogenase (ubiquinone) activity; 4 iron, 4 sulfur cluster binding. Lineage: Eukaryota; Metazoa; Chordata; Lepidosauria; Squamata; Lacertidae. Gene Ontology annotation, cellular component: respiratory chain complex I. Gene Ontology annotation, biological process: electron transport coupled proton transport; aerobic respiration; mitochondrial respiratory chain complex I assembly.